AGAGAGAGAGAGAGAGAGAGAGCAGGAGGACGGGAGGGAGACAGAGACAGACACGGAGGGAGAGGGAAAGAGGCAGGAAAGAUCCUGAAAGAGGAAGAGGAAGAGGUGGCCUGAACCUCGCUGGAUUGUCUUUCACAGCACACCGGUGAAGCUUUGGGUUUGUGUCUUAAAGGAUUGGCUUUAGAAGUCCACAUUUGAGCUCUCUCCUUCCUGCUUGCUGCUUUCUGAGGUGGCUGGGAUGCUUCCAUGAUUUAUGUGAAUCUAGCCUGGGCUGUUCUCUGUGCUAAACCAAUCAAUUACGACCCUUCUCUUAACAGUGUGCAGUGAGGGGUCCUACUCCCUCCUUUCUACUCCCUCUGUGGUCCACCUUACUUUUUAUCCUGCUUCUCGGCGGCUCCUCCCCUAACCUUCAUGGACGACUCAGAGGUGGAGUCGACCGCCAGCAUCUUGGCCUCUGUGAAGGAACAAGAGGCCCAGUUUGAGAAGCUGACCCGGGCGCUAGAGGAGGAACGGCGCCAUGUCUCGGCGCAACUGGAACGCGUCCGGGUCUCACCACAAGAUGCCAACCCACUCAUGGCCAACGGCACCCUCACCCGUCGGCAUCAGGUAACCCUCUCCCCAUCAGACCUGCAGAACGGCCGGUUUAUGGGCGAUGCUGACCUUGAGAGACAGAAAUUUUCAGAUUUGAAACUCAACGGACCACAGGAUCACAACCACCUUCUGUAUAGCACUAUCCCCAGGAUGCAGGAGCCAGGGCAGAUUGUGGAAACCUACACAGAGGAGGACCCUGAAGGAGCCAUGUCUGUUGUUUCUGUGGAGACCUCAGAUGAUGGGACCACUAGGCGUACAGAGACCACAGUCAAGAAAGUUGUGAAGACAGUGACAACACGGACAGUACAGCCAGUCCCCAUGGGACCAGAUGGACUGCCUGUGGAUGCCUCAUCGGUCUCCAACAACUAUAUCCAGACUUUGGGCCGUGAUUUUCGCAAGAAUGGCAAUGGGGGCCCUGGUCCCUAUGUAGGGCAGGCAGGCACUGCGACCCUUCCUAGGAACUUCCACUAUCCUCCAGAUGGAUAUGGCCGACACUAUGAAGAUGGUUAUCCAGGUGGCAGUGACAACUAUGGCAGUUUGUCCCGGGUGACCCGAAUUGAGGAGCGGUAUAGACCCAGCAUGGAAGGCUACCGGGCACCAAGUAGACAAGAUGUCUAUGGUCCCCAGCCCCAGGUUCGAGUAGGUGGGAGCAGUGUGGAUCUACAUCGAUUUCAUCCAGAGCCUUAUGGGCUAGAGGAUGACCAGCGCAGCAUGGGCUAUGAUGACCUAGAUUAUGGCAUGAUGUCCGAUUAUGGCACUGCUCGUCGGACAGGAACACCUUCGGAUCCUCGACGACGCCUCAGGAGCUAUGAAGACAUGAUUGGAGAGGAGGUGCCACCGGAUCAGUACUAUUGGGCUCCUUUGGCUCAGCAUGAGCGGGGAAGUUUAGCAAGCUUGGAUAGUCUGCGAAAGGGAGUGCCCCCACCUCCAAACUGGAGACAGCCUGAGCUGCCAGAAGUGAUUGCCAUGCUAGGCUUCCGCUUGGAUGCUGUUAAGUCCAAUGCAGCUGCAUACCUGCAGCACCUAUGCUAUCGAAAUGACAAGGUGAAAACUGACGUGCGGAAGCUCAAGGGUAUCCCGGUAUUGGUAGGAUUGUUAGACCAUCCCAAAAAGGAAGUGCACCUUGGAGCCUGUGGAGCUCUCAAGAAUAUCUCUUUUGGGCGUGACCAAGAUAACAAGAUUGCCAUAAAAAACUGUGAUGGUGUUCCUGCCCUGGUCCGAUUGCUCCGAAAGGCUCGUGAUAUGGACCUCACCGAAGUCAUUACUGGAACCCUGUGGAAUCUCUCAUCCCAUGAUUCAAUCAAAAUGGAAAUUGUGGACCAUGCACUUCACGCCUUGACAGACGAAGUGAUCAUUCCUCAUUCUGGUUGGGAGAGAGAACCUAAUGAAGACUGUAAGCCACGGCAUAUUGAAUGGGAGUCAGUGCUCACCAACACAGCUGGCUGCCUUAGAAAUGUAAGCUCAGAGAGGAGUGAAGCUCGCCGGAAACUUCGGGAAUGUGAUGGCUUAGUUGAUGCCCUCAUUUUCAUUGUUCAGGCAGAAAUUGGACAGAAGGAUUCAGACAGCAAGCUUGUGGAGAACUGUGUUUGCCUCCUUCGGAACUUAUCAUAUCAAGUUCAUCGAGAAAUCCCACAGGCUGAACGCUACCAAGAGGCACUUCCCAGUGUGGCUAAUAGUACUGGGCCACAUGCUGCCAGUUGCUUUGGGGCCAAGAAGGGCAAAGAUGAGUGGUUCUCCAGAGGGAAAAAGCCCACAGAGGAUCCAGCAAAUGAUACAGUGGAUUUCCCUAAAAGAACUAGUCCUGCUCGAGGCUAUGAACUCUUAUUUCAGCCAGAAGUGGUGCGAAUAUACAUUUCACUUCUUAAGGAGAGCAAGACGCCGGCCAUCCUAGAAGCCUCCGCUGGAGCUAUCCAGAACUUGUGUGCUGGGCGCUGGACAUAUGGUCGAUACAUCCGCUCUGCUCUGCGUCAAGAGAAGGCUCUCUCUGCCAUAGCUGACCUCCUGACCAGUGAACAUGAACGAGUAGUGAAAGCUGCAUCUGGGGCACUGAGAAACCUGGCUGUGGAUGCUCGGAACAAAGAAUUAAUUGGCAAACAUGCCAUUCCUAACUUGGUAAAGAAUCUGCCAGGAGGUCAGCAGAACUCCUCCUGGAAUUUCUCUGAAGACACCGUGGUCUCUAUUUUGAACACCAUCAAUGAAGUUAUUGCUGAGAACUUGGAAGCUGCCAAAAAGCUUCGAGAGACCCAGGGUAUUGAGAAGCUGGUGUUGAUCAACAAAUCAGGGAAUCGCUCAGAAAAAGAAGUCCGGGCAGCAGCUCUUGUCUUACAGACUAUCUGGGGCUAUAAGGAGCUUCGGAAGCCACUGGAAAAAGAAGGAUGGAAGAAAUCAGACUUCCAGGUGAAUCUAAACAAUGCAUCUAGAAGCCAGAGCAGCCAUUCAUAUGAUGAUAGCACUCUCCCCCUCAUUGAUCGGAACCAAAAAUCAGAUAAGAAACCUGACCGGGAAGAAAUUCCAAUGAGCAAUAUGGGGUCAAACACAAAAUCAUUAGACAACAACUAUUCCACACUGAAUGAAAGAGGAGACCACAAUAGAACACUGGAUCGAUCUGGGGAUCUGGGUGAUAUGGAGCCAUUGAAGGGAGCACCCUUGAUGCAGAAGAUUUAGCACCACUCUACCUGCUCCAUCUGAGCAUAUAAUAUAUUACUUUUAUUUUUGGUGGUGAAAUGGACUGAUGAUUUUUUUCCUUUCUUCGCUGGACUAUUGUGCCAACUGCCAGGCUGCCUCCUACCCUUAUAGCCCAGAGUGGCUGCCUUCAUUCCAUCAACACCUUCCACUGAAGUUUAAUUGUCCUGUCCUCCCAUCCCCCCUACCUCCAGUUUCCCCAAGAAACCUGACUCAGUUAUUUGCAUAUCUUGAGAGACUGCUGCAGAUUAGCUCUUUUUGCCAGCCCUCCCUGGACUCUUGGCCUGUGUGGGAGGGAGGGAGAGAGUGGAACUCUUCGCUGGAAGCUGUGGGAAGAACUGAAAAUUGCACGCUGUAUAUGCAGCAUUCAGCAUUCUGACAAACUGAUGACUUUUAAUCAAGACUAUCUUUCUGGUGGGGAGGGAACUUUUAAUUUUGUUUUGGAUAAUGGGAAAUAUGAGUUCUUCCCUUAUCCAGUGGCUGUUUUUGAAGCCAAGAAGGCUGGAAACAUUGGCACAUUCCACCUGGCAGGGAUCCUCCAGUAAGCGAGGUACUCCUCAAACUGGGAUUGAGAACUCUUGUUCCUCCUGUCUGAGACAGAGACCACAAAGGACCUACAGACUCCAUCUCUUCUGUCAGCUUCAGGCCAACCUUAGGGUGCUGCCCUGACCAAGGCUGUCCUCAACCCUCCUCUCUUACCCUGUGAUAAAUCUGCUAACUUGACCUGGCUGUUUGCAAGAGGCUAUGUAGAAAAGAGAACGCCAUGGAACACUUCUUGCUUGAGAAGAAGCAUAAAGAUUGUCUAUCGGGGAAAAGAUGAACCUCUAGGAAGAAGUAGAAGGAAUGUACAUGAAGCGGUUAGUCUGAGACUGGCAGGAAGCUUCAAAGCUGGCUUUCCCCACCUUCCCUGCCCCUUUUCUCUUCUUCCUUUAUAGGCUUGUCCCUCCUUCUCUCCCUCCCUGGAUUUGUUGGCCAACUACAAGACUUGUACAUAACUCCUGCCCCCUUUGCCCUUCUAAGGUAGGAGUUGCCCUGGCUUUGCCUCCUCUUUGUGCCUUUGGCCUGGGGUGCAUCUCCUCCCUCUCUUCCACGUGCCUUUCUUUGCCUCUGCAGUCUCAUUUUUCAUGAUUUUGCAAGUUAGAUUUUGUUAUUUUCUUAACCACUGUUGACCCUUAGUAGCUGAAGGAAAGAAAAGGAGUGAUGACCAAUUCCCCUGGGGGGUUGUUAUAGCCUCUGAUUUAGCCGCAGCAGGCUUCUGCUCAACAGUGUACAGUGGGGAUUGGUGACUAUCUCAUGAUUUAAGUCUCAAAGUGAGGCUGGUAGAAGGGAGUGCCAUGACUCUUUUAUUAGUUGUCCCCAGUUCCCAUCAUCUCUGAAAGGUUAUAGGGAAUUAAGGCUUUCUGGCCAGUUCCUUUGCCUCCAUUAUACCCUUUCCAAUAGUAGGGAAUAUUACAGGUUGAGCUAGAGAAUCAGCUACUAUGUGGGUUGGUUUUUUUUUUUUUUUAAACUUUUUCCCUUAUUUGCUUUUGUUCCUUAAUGUAAAAGCUCUAUUCAAUGCAACUGGAAUUCUUUAUCCCUCUUGUCCUGUUCCUUAAUAUAUUGAGGCUAUGGGGUAGGAGAAAAGUGCACAACCCACCAAUCCCCCCUUUUUUUUCUUUCUUUUUUUUUAACCGUUUGCUUCCCUCCCAUUUCUUCCUACCCCCAUCCACCUUUUCUGGCAAAAAGAGCCUCUCCUUGUGACCCUCAGAGUACACUACACAGGGAGCCUCACCCACCCAGACCUGGCUCUAUUCUCAGUUUCUCUUGUCCUCUGCUCUUCCUGGUGCUCUUGUUUUCGGUGGGGUGUGGGUAAUAGAAUAGCCAUGGGCUUUGGGGGACCUUUAACUGUUUUGUUUGUUUGUUUUGUUUUGUUUUCUCUUUCAUUUAUAAAAACACUAAACAUUCAAUUUCAGCAAACCAAAAAUCCUACCUUCCCACCGAACACUACUAAGGGGCAUGUCUUCUGCUCUGUAUCUUUUCUCUUUUUCUUUCUCUCUUGUUAAUGCUUUUAAAAACAAAUGAGUUUUUUAUAUAAAUAAAGUUUUUAAAGUGUGUA
Messenger RNA from Cricetulus griseus (Chinese hamster), 5368 nucleotides. Lineage: Eukaryota; Metazoa; Chordata; Mammalia; Rodentia; Cricetidae. The record is from RefSeq and is a predicted model, not a curated record.